This is a messenger RNA of Drosophila persimilis, 573 nucleotides long. RefSeq lists its product as uncharacterized. NCBI's taxonomy places the organism in Eukaryota, Metazoa, Arthropoda, Insecta, Diptera, Drosophilidae. Bases 98 to 454 code for a protein of 118 amino acids. The transcript has a single exon. The record is from RefSeq and is a predicted model, not a curated record.
AGGAACUCCACGACCAGCGGACCAUUCAAAUAUAAACCAAAUCCAAAACAAAGUGAUAAUCCAAUCUAACAAAAACCAACACACAUACACAUCCAAUAUGCAGUGCACGCUCUCCCUCUCCGUGAUCGCAGUGAUUGCCCUAAUCUUCAGUCUGAACAUGACCCAAGGGGCACCCAUCAGCAGCAGCAGCAAUACAGCGGCCAUCCUCUCAGCAACAGAUCUCACCGGGGAGGCGGUGCGUCAGAAGCGAGCCAGUGCGGAUUACUACAGAGGCGACUACUUCAUCUGCUAUCCCAAGAGCGAGGUCUACGGCUAUGCCUACGGUGGCUCCCAACGGCGUUCGGAUGAUUCCGUGGCCAGGCCACCACACCGCCUGGCCGAUGACUCCUUUGAGGUCCGCAAGGAUCGAGCCGAUGCCAGACGCGCCGCCUACACUGAUAGCUACGGCAAAUAGGCGACUUGUCGGCACAGAACGACUGUAAUACUUAGAGUGUAGAGGAGUUGCACAGGUCUAGCUUUAUGAGUUGUACAAAAUAUAAUUUAUUAAUUUAUUAAAACCGUUUUGAAAAAAUA